Messenger RNA from Podospora anserina S mat+, 1548 nucleotides. RefSeq lists its product as uncharacterized. Gene Ontology annotation, biological process: L-tryptophan catabolic process; NAD+ metabolic process; quinolinate biosynthetic process. Gene Ontology annotation, molecular function: FAD binding; NAD(P)H oxidase H2O2-forming activity; kynurenine 3-monooxygenase activity. Gene Ontology annotation, cellular component: mitochondrial outer membrane. The record is from RefSeq and is a predicted model, not a curated record. NCBI's taxonomy places the organism in Eukaryota, Fungi, Ascomycota, Sordariomycetes, Sordariales, Podosporaceae. Bases 1 to 1548 code for a protein of 515 amino acids. The transcript has 4 exons.
AUGGAGAAGAAGCAGAAGAUUGUGGUGAUUGGGGCUGGGCCUGUCGGGUCACUGGCAGCUCUGUAUGCUGCUAGCCGUGGAAAUGACGUCGAAAUCUACGAACUGCGGGGAGACCUCCGUGACCCGUCGACGACGCCACUAAACUUCACAAAGUCCAUCAACUUGGCCCUGUCAGAGCGUGGCUUGAAUGCUAUGCGCCACGCAGGCCAACCAAAGCUCAUCGACCACGUCAAAGCUGCCACCAUUCCCAUGAGAGGCCGCAUGAUUCACGGAAAGAAACCAAAUGGUCAACUUUAUGAGGAAGCCCAAGACUAUGAUAUCCAUGGAAGGGCAAUCCUCGCCAUUGACCGCGGUGGCCUCAACAAAAGACUGCUCGAUAGCCUCGAAGAAAUGCCCAACGUCACCUUCUUCUUCAAUCACAAGCUUACAGGAGCCGACUUCAACAAGAACAAGGCAUGGUUCGAGGUGAAAGGUGGAACUUCAUCAGGGGAGAAAGGGCAGCGAGCCCGGGAAAUUGAGAUCGAUUUCGACUUUAUGAUUGGUGCCGACGGCGCUCACUCGGCAGUCCGAUAUCACCUUAUGAAGUACACACGCAUGGACUAUGAGCAACAGUACAUCGACACGUUGUGGUGCGAGUUUCAGAUCCAGCCCAAGGAAAACCCAAAAGAUGAUAGCUUGAUGUCCAAGUUCCGGAUAUCGCCUAAUUAUCUGCACAUCUGGCCAGGGAAGAAGUUUAUGUUUAUCGCCAUUCCCAGCGACGACGGCACCUUCACCUGCACCCUCUUCGCCCCCGCCGAAUUCUACACCUUUCUCGAAUCCGACCCCUCGGGCGCCCACAUCCCCGGCUUUUUCGACACCUACUUCCCCGGCGUCACUGACCUCAUCCCCCCCGCCCAAUUGAUCUCCUCCUUCCACUCCAACCCCCACCUCCCCCUCAUCAGCAUCAAAUGCAAGCCCUACCACUACAGUUCCUCGGCUGUUGUCGUAGGCGACGCCGCUCACGCCAUGGUCCCCUUUUACGGUCAGGGCAUGAACGCCGGUCUGGAAGACGUCCGCAUUCUGUUUGACAUCCUAGACAAACACACACGAAUGGACGAAGAAACUGUUGAUCACGACCUUGCCUCGGCACGGGAAAGAGCAUUGGAUGAGUACUCCCGUGUUAGAGUGCAGGAUGCUCACGCGAUCAAUGAUUUGGCACUGCAGAAUUAUGUGGAGAUGAGAGCCUCGGUUUUGAGUUUGAGUUAUCGGUUUAGGAAGUGGCUGGAGGAGCAGCUGAGUGUUUGGUUGCCUGGGUUGGGGUGGCAGACGAAGUAUUCGAGGGUGAGUUUUGGGAAUGAGAGGUAUAGUGAGGUUGUGAGGAAGAGUGAGCACCAGGGCAGGGUGCUGAUGAGGGCGUUGACGGGGCUGUUGUUUGGGGCUUUGGGGGGGCCGUUGGUGGCGGUGGGGGUGGUGAUGGCGGUUCGGUAUCGGAGGGCGGUGGAUGUGGGGUUGAGGGCGGCGAUGGGGAAUGUGGAUAGUAUGGUUGAGUAUAUGACUAUGAAUAGGUAG